AAUAAGCAGGGAUUAAGAAAUGUGGGUCCUAGUGUUGCUACUGAGUGACUGUAACAUUAAGUCUAAUGGCACUGUGAUUCAAGCAUUAGAGUAGCUCACUAUCUACCGAGAGCAUUCAGGGAUAAAUGACCCGUUCCAAACUUCAGUGGAACAGCACCUGCAGGAUUGUCCCGGCGAGCGUAGACGUUCACUGUGUUUGUGCUUUCGCUUCCCUGCAAGUAAAACAAACGCAGUGAAACUUGCUGCUCUGUGUAUCUCACUUCUUUUUUUCUCCCAGAGUCAGCACAAAGAUCUGUAACAGCAGCAGAAAAAUGGCUGUUGAUAACAGGCUUUGUGCUUUGCUGCACGCACACUACAGAAGUGAUGUACCACACACAGAUGGAAUCGCUAAAUUACACAACUGCUGACGUGCAACCAACAACUACCUGCUUCUGUUUCCUCCUAUUAAAAUGUCACUAUUCAAAGGGAGGCGUUAACAGCAGACUCAAAUUGUGGUGUAAUAAAGAGGAAACUAUUUGUCAAUGGAAAAUUAGUCAGUAUAAGCUUUUAAUGAUAGAAUACUGCAUGAUGACCUUUGGAUGACUUAGACUGUUGUUUUGAUUCACUGUGACCCGUUAUCAUGCAGGGACGGAGCAGUUCCUGCUAGUGAUAGAUAAGAGCUUAACAAGCAGUUUCACUUUGUACCAGGAAGAGGAACCUCUCCCGGCGCACACACAUGUACACAUCCACAUUCCAAUGUAAUGAACAAACGCACCUACUGUUGUAUAUAAAUAAAGACCAGGGCAGUGGCAGAGUGCGAGUCUCUGUGACUGCCCAUGUCAGCAAGUAAAACUGUGUGUUUCUCCUCUCUGAUUCUCAGCUGAAGAAGUGUCUCUAUUAGUGUCUCUUGACACUAUUCAACAGAGACACAAACCACACAUCAACUGUAAAAGACGAACAUGGCCAGCAAAUACAAGCGACUCGGGUCAGAGGAACCACAAAAGAAAGAGAUAACAGAGAAACCAGACCUCAGGAUGGUGCUUCUUGGAACAACUGGAUCUGGAAAAAGUGCAUCAGGAAACACCAUCUUAGGAAGAGAGGAUGCUUUUGAAUCUAAACUAUCUCCGAACUCGGUAACUUCAGAGUGUCAGAAGGAAAUGGGAGAGUUUGAAGGUCAAAAACUGUCUGUGGUCGAUACUCCAGGUGUGUUUGAUAAUGUUCAAACUGAAGAGGAGAUAAAGACAGAGAUCAGGAGAUCCAUCUCCUUUGCUGCUCCUGGUCCUCAUGUGUUCCUGGUUGUGAUCUGUGUGGACAGAUUCACAGAGAAAGAACGAGAAACACUGAGAAUCCUUCAGCAGAUGUUUGGAGUCCACUUAGGAGGAUACACCAUGGCCUUGUUCACACGUGGAGAUGACCUGGAGCGUGGGGGAGUCACCAUAGGAAAUUUCAUCAGGGAAGAUCCAGCUCUUUAUGACUUCAUCCGUCAGUGUGGUGGAGGAUAUCAAGCUUUUAACAACAUAAGCAGAGAUCGCUCUCAGGUCAGAGAGCUGCUGGAGAAGAUCAACACCAUGGUUCAGAGAAACGGAGGAAGCUGCUACACCAACGAGAUGUUCAUACAGGCUGAGGAGGCCAUGAGACAAGCAGAAGCAGACCUCAGGAUUGUUGUUGUUGGGAAAACUGGAGCUGGGAAGAGUUCAUCAGGAAACACCAUCCUGGGAGGAAAAGCCUUUAAAACCGCAUCAGCUUCAUCUCCUGCCUCGGUGACAUCAGAGUGUCAGCAGGAAGCAGCCAUGUUUGAUUUUCAGACCCUGGCUGUAGUUGAUACUCCAGGCCUGUUUCACACCGUGUUCACCUUAGGCCAGGUGAACACGGAGAUCAACAGAUGCCUCUCAUUGGCUGCUCCUGGUCCUCAUGUGUUCCUGGUUGUGAUCCAGCCAAGCAUAUUUAUAGAUGAAGAAGGAGAAACAGUGAGAAUCCUUCAGGAGGUGUUUGGAGACAAAGCAACUCGUUACACCAUGGCGUUGUUCACACAUGUAGAUGAUCUGAAUGUCUCCAUAGAAGAAUUCAUCAUGAAAACUCCAGCUCUCCGUGACUUAGUCCGUCAGUGUGGUGGAGGAUAUCAUGUUUUUAACAACAGAAGCAGAGAUCCUGCUCAGGUCAGAGAGCUGCUCGAGAAGGUCAACAUAAUGGUUCAGGGAAACGGAGGAAGCUGCUACACCAACAGGAUGUUUGAGAAGGCAGAGAAUGCUAUAACCAAAGAGAUGGAGCAACUUCAGAAGAACAGGCCUGGGCUAGUGGCCACUGAAGCAAGAUAUGAAGCACAAAGAAACAACGAGUUUAUUCGGGGCAGCUGGGUUGGUGCUGUUGCUGGAGCUGUUGCUGGAGCUGCUGCUGGAGUCGGUGCUGGAGUCGGUACUGCGAUUGGCACCGAGAUUACUGUUGGAGCUAUCGUGGGAGCUGCAGCUGGUCCAGUGGGACUGUUGGUGGGAGCUGCACUGGGUCUGGCAGCAGGAGCUGCAGUGGGAGCUGGAGUGGGUCGUACUACUGCUGCUAAAGUCAGGAAGCAGGCGUGUAUUACACAGUGAUGAAUAAUCACUCAGCAGCAGCUCGUUCAAGUCACACCAUCAACACAAUAUUCACCAGUCUUUAUCAGUAUUAUCAUUUUUAUUAUCCUAUUUGAUUUUCAUUGAAUUAAAACUAAUUCUUAAUUAUUAUUGAUCAUGUUAGUUUGGGGACAUCCUUGAAUCUCAGCUGAUGUGAAGCGCCUUGAGGCGACUUUUGUUGUGAUUUGGCGCUAUAUAAAUAAAAUUGAAUUGAAUUGAA
This is a messenger RNA of Oreochromis niloticus (Nile tilapia), 2802 nucleotides long. Its product is annotated as GTPase IMAP family member 8. NCBI's taxonomy places the organism in Eukaryota, Metazoa, Chordata, Actinopteri, Cichliformes, Cichlidae. The record is from RefSeq and is a predicted model, not a curated record. The transcript has 2 exons. The coding region runs from base 939 to 2564 and encodes 541 amino acids. Gene Ontology annotation, molecular function: GTP binding.